Messenger RNA from Auxenochlorella protothecoides, 798 nucleotides. Its product is annotated as Protein CbbY. The transcript has 5 exons. Gene Ontology annotation, molecular function: hydrolase activity. NCBI's taxonomy places the organism in Eukaryota, Viridiplantae, Chlorophyta, Trebouxiophyceae, Chlorellales, Chlorellaceae. Bases 1 to 798 code for a protein of 265 amino acids. The record is from RefSeq and is a predicted model, not a curated record.
AUGCAAGCCCGGAGCGCCAAAAAGGCGGAUGCGCUGAUAUUUGAUUGUGAUGGGGUCAUCAUUGAGAGCGAGGGCAUCCACCUCCAGGCAUACAAUGCGACUUUUCGUGACUUUGGACUUCGCAUCGAGGGCCACUCCGAGGAUGCGGUACAAUGGAGCGAACCAUUCUACGAGAUGCUGCAGAAUAAGAUUGGUGGAGGGAAGCAUAAGAUGCGGUACUACUUUGAACAAGAGGGAUGGCCAGCCUCCACCCAAGAUGAUUUCUCGAGUCCUCCUGCUACUGACGCCGGCAAGCAGGCACUCAUAGAUGCACUGCAAGAUCACAAGACGGAGGCCUACAAGGACAUUGUCGGCAAUCAACCCAUCGACCCGAGGCCGGGCGUGGUUGAGCUGUUUGACGCAGCAAGAAAGGACGGUCUCAAGGUCGCUGUGUGCUCUGCGAGCACCAAGAUUGCGGUCCAGUACGCCCUGCAAAAUGUGUUGGGGGAGGACAGGUUCUUCUCCCUCGACGCCUUCCUUGCUGGCGACGAUGUUGCUGAGAAGAAACCCAACCCUGCAAUCUACAAGGAGGCUGCGGAGAAGCUGGGUGUGGAUCCAAGCGCCUGCCUGGUCAUCGAAGACAGCGCCAUCGGCCUGGAGGCUGCCCUCAGGGCCGGCAUGCGGUGCGUGAUCACCUACACCCACCAGACCGCGUCCCAGGGCUUUGCCGGGGCGGAGGCUGUGGUGGAGGAUGCGCGCAAGCUGCCCUACACAGACCUGGUGGAGGGCAAGCUGUCUGGAGUGGACGAUCGAGUGUAG